UUGCUCGAGACUUGGACGAGACUUCCGUGCGCCACUGGUAUUACAAACAUCCACAUUUCCUUAAAUUGUUACGAGAUCGUACACCUCAUAGUAAUGUCAGUCCGCAGAACCAGGGAGGAUUCUGGGAGUCCAGUAGAGGAUGAGACUCCAGUUCCCCCUGUUAAGAAAAUAAAGUCGCUGUUUGAUACAGAUUUCUCAACAUCCAACAAUAAAGAGAAAUCAAACAAUAGUAAUAACUUUAGACAGCAAGAAUCUAUCGAAUCACUUGUAGCAAAGUUACGAGCUAAAAUACCCGAUAUUGAAGAAGCCAUUGAAAAACUUACAAAUGCUAAAAGUGAAAUAAGGAAUAGUAGAGAACAGUUGGCAAAGGACAUAACUAACCGGCAUAAGAUAUUGAAAAUGUGUUUAGAUACCUACUCAUCUGAUCUCUUGAAGUCUAUUGAAGGCACAUAUAAGGAUGGCCAGAAGCUGAUCAGUGAUCAGCUACAACGAUUGAAAAAUAACUUUAAGGUUACGGAGGCACUCUGUGCAUCUGCAGAAACCGUGUUUGCCCAAGAUGAUCUUGAUGUGGAAGAUUUACGCCAUAAACUAAAAGAACAGUUUCUUUCUGCGCAAGCUGAAUUUGUUCGCUCCAUGUCUAUGCAUGUCUCGGUUAUAUUUCAAGAAGGCCCAAUGAAGGAGGCUGAUUUUCCUAAAAGUUUUGGAAUAUUGAGUUCUGUGGGUGGGGGAACCCUUGCUAAAGCUGUCUUGGUGAAAGAGUUUACGUCAACUACCGACAGAGACCCCCAGAGUAGCUGGCCCACUGGCCUUGCAGUGAAAGCCAAUGGUGAUAUUGUGGUGGUCGAUAGGAAAAACAGGCGUGUGAAAACAUUCAACACAAAUGGGAAGAUUCAAAGUUUCAUCGUGGAGCAGUUAGUCGGUGGAACAUUUCAGUUUGGCCUCCCCCAGGACAUAUGUAUCUUACAAAAUGGCCAUAUGCUGAUAACAGAUACACAGGAUACACAAUCUAACGUGAAAGUGUUCAAUUCCGACAACACUUUCGUUCGUCAGUUUGAAGGUCAUUUCUGUGUACCACAUGGCAUUGCUGUCAACACGAGUGGCGAUCUUGUGAUUUGUGAUUGGCGAACCCCAAGCAUCUAUAUCUGUGAGAAUGAUUCCACCCCAAAGAAUGUCAUGAUGCAGACUGGCUUUCCAUUGGGAAAGGCGGCUGCGUACUGCGCUGCGAACAUCAACAAUGACAUCAUUGUCACUUACCCACAAUGUGGCACCAUAAAGAUUUUCAAUGAGGAUGGCUUCUUGCGUAAAGUCAUCACAGAAUGUAAAGGUGUCAAGCUGAGAUUCCCAUGUGGAGUAUGUACAGACAGGCACGGUCACAUUUUAGUUGCUGAUAUGUAUUGGAAUCAAGUGUUGCUGUUCAACAUUGACGGAGAAUUCAUCACGUGCCUGGCCAACAUUGAUGAUGGCCUGAGGCACCCUCAGUCGAUUACUGUGAAUAACGAGGGCCAGAUCAUGGUUGGGGAAGAGACAAGCCAGAUUAAAAUAUUCAAAUACAUGGAUACAGACACUACUGAGUAAACAGUGCAAAAUUUGAUAAAUGUGAUCAAUGAGACAUUGCUUUGGAAUUAUUUAAUUUAAGAUUUGAUUGUUUCAUUUUGGAAUCUACAGAUUUUAUCAGAUCAUUAUUUGAAUAGAAAAAGAAACUGAGAUGAAGUUAUUAUGACUUUAGAAAUUAUGACCCAUAGCUUCAUUUUGAAACUUGUUGAAGCUCAAUUUUAUUUUGGUGAAGUGAUUUAAUGUUUGAAGUCCUUUGUUA
This is a messenger RNA of Owenia fusiformis, 1813 nucleotides long. The record is from the annotation of a GenBank genome assembly. Lineage: Eukaryota; Metazoa; Annelida; Polychaeta; Sabellida; Oweniidae.